GAAGCGAUCUUACCGAAAUGCUAGCGGCCGUAGGACAUCUGGUUUCUUUCCUUUACUUGUUUUUGCAUCUGACUGAUGCCUAUGUGACCGAUCUUUCUACCAAGAUUUAUCUCAAUAAUGAUGGCGCUGUUUUUGUUGUUGUAGCUUCAGAGAAGCUCAAUCAGCAAGAAGCAGUAGCGCUUUGUAUUGCCCAGGGUCUUCAAUUACGCAGUCCUACAUAUGAAAAGAUACGGGAGAUUAGAAAAAGAGCCUGCAACGAAAAAAGAAAUCAGCUAGCAUCAAAUACAACACUUCCUUCUGCUACAGGAAGAGAGAAACAGUUCAUACGCCUUGUUGGGGCCAUUGAAAAUCAAGCUAUUCGCAGAAGGCACCGUUGCAUUACUCGAAGAUUCUUUGUGUGUGCGUUACCUAAGAAAAACAGCUUGAACAAAACUAAAAUAAAGCAGGAAGUUAAAGAAAAACGAUCUGCAUACAGACUAAUAGAGAGCGAGGGUGUCGAGAGCACCAACUGGACAUCGCUCGAAUCAGGGAGAAUUACUUCGUCACAGGGAACCGCUGUUCAUCCCACUGCCAGGAGCAAGGGCAAAAAUGACACUGAUGAGGAUUUGAGCAUUUUGGAAGCAACGAUGCUUUGCCUAAUUCCGUGGAACAUUAUCUGCUUGAGCUUUUCCAUGUGGGUCAUAUCACAUUUAAAGUGGAGCACGGUUACUCGCCAUGUUCUUCAUAUGAACCAGUUCGCGAUGCUCCUCAUCGGGCAGAUACUUUUGGCUUUUUUUAUGUAUAAAUUUUGUCAUACAAUAUUGAAGGUUCAUAUCCAUUUUGUGUUUGUAAGCGCUCUUCUCCUCACAACGGUCGAAGCAAUUCAUUUCAUUCAGGCAACCAUUCCUAAGUCUAUGUAUUAUCUCGGUAUCGCAUACUUUAUUUCGCUGGUUUACGUGACCCUUGGAGUUGAAGUCUACUCAGAACGCCGAGACGAUCCUCACGAGAAACAGUUGUGCUCUACCUUAGUGGACAGAGGUUCCACGAUCUAUAUGUUGGCACCUGCUGUCACAUCGCUUCUGACCACAACAGUGAUCAGUGUUCUGCUUUUAUAUCAUCACCAUCAUCGGACCGACAAUAGCCAGUUGACUGCUAAUGCAGGACUGAAUAUCUCUCAAAUGACAAUAAUGUCGUUCUUACUUAGUCUCCAAUGGAUUUUUGGUUCAUUCGUACGAUCCGAGUGGGACAACGACACUGACGUAUUUGGAGUACUAUUCUUUAUUACUGGUAUUCUUGUUUUGCCCACCGCAGUGACACUCUCCCAUGUCGUCUGUAACCGAGAGUGCCGAAGCGUAUUGGCUCGCCGUCUUGGCCAAGGUGGAAAGACUUCCAGGAGAAUUGCCAAUAUGAUUCGGCCAUCUCCGCAGAACGUAACCAGUAGCGGAGGUGGUUGUUGCGAACGGCACGUAGAGACUCACAACUCUCAACCGUUUGCUAGGCACGAAAGGCUACACGUAAAUGAUCGUCUUCGUACAAUUCUUGAGAGGGGAAUUCGCCCUUCAAUUCAUCUAAUUUUUCCACUUGAACUUGCACGAGUUCAAAACUGUUAAAAGUUGACCGCGAAACAUUCCAUGAUCUUGUAACCAACAAAAUUAACCCACUAGGCCCAUAAUCUUGACCAAGUCUCAGUACAAAACUAACAGUACAUAAAUUCCAUUGAACGGCCAUUAAACAGAUGUGCAUAAAUAAAAAAAAUGUGCAUAAAGUCA
Varroa destructor (honeybee mite) is the source of this 1748-nucleotide messenger RNA. RefSeq lists its product as uncharacterized. NCBI's taxonomy places the organism in Eukaryota, Metazoa, Arthropoda, Arachnida, Mesostigmata, Varroidae. The record is from RefSeq and is a predicted model, not a curated record.